Sporothrix schenckii 1099-18 is the source of this 3267-nucleotide messenger RNA. RefSeq lists its product as uncharacterized. The record is from RefSeq and is a predicted model, not a curated record. NCBI's taxonomy places the organism in Eukaryota, Fungi, Ascomycota, Sordariomycetes, Ophiostomatales, Ophiostomataceae. Bases 1 to 3267 code for a protein of 1088 amino acids. The transcript has a single exon.
AUGGGCAAGUACGCUUGUCCAGGAUGUAGUCAUAUUUGUUUUGAGUGCAAUGGCUCUUCUGGGCUUCAUUCUUUCUUCUUCAUCUUCUACGGACUCGCUGCUCUUUGCUGUCGAUUCUUCCAGGAAGACAGGCCGCUGCCCAUGAUGGCUCUGAAGUACUGCUCGAUUAGCAAGGACGGCUCCUACAAGUACCGCUUCGGAGCGUUUCGAUUUCCCAGGGUUAUUCCGAGACACAUUCGCAACCACAUCGAGACCACAAAACUGAUUGGCCACAGCGGCAAUGACAAGAGAAGCAUCGACAACGACAGCGAAGGCCCUGUCGACGGUGGUGGACCGGCCAGCACGUUGGCAGCCAUCGCGACCGACAAUCUCAUCCUUCUCUUUCGCAUCUUGAUAUUCUACCGAGAAGCGUCACACUGUGACGGCUUCUACAAUGUCGUGGGAGACGACCUUGGCGGUUGGCCGGGUCACAUUGUGGAGGAGACGCAGUCCGUCUUUGUCGAAGGCAGGCGACUGUUUCUUCAACGGUUCUCGAGAACUGAUUACAUUUUGCCCGCGUCUGUGGAGAUGCUUUGCUCCCUUGUGGACGAGUGGAUCAACUUCCAGUCCACAGCUCAACGGCCCGCUGCCAACGUCCCGGCCUCCUGGGGCCGGCUCCGCGAUGCCUGGCGCAGUCGGUACAAGUCCAACCCAGGCAGCCGUCUCGUUGCAAGCCCACCACGGGUCGCGCCAGGCACAACACCCGCGUCUUUGUCAUAUGCAAGUAGUGAAUCAGGUGGCGAGGUAUUGCGGAUGGGAGCUGUGCCAGUUCCAAAACAAGAGGUCAGUCCUGUUGUACGCGCAUGGGUCAGUGCUCUUGCCGGCGCACAUGAUUGCAAACACCAAGAACGAACUGCCGCAAGAGCUACGGAUUGUGAUGGGGACUCUGACAGUGUUGCCCAGGACCAAGCUUAUGUAUCCGGGCCGUCGCAGACGCCGGAGUCAAAACAGGCCCUGGUAUGGCCACCAGAAUUUCCAGUGCAUGCCUCACGUUUGUGCCAGAUACGUGAUAACGCACGUUCGACCAAGCGGGACCGGCCUCCCUCGCCGGUGCGGGACUGCGCACUUGACGCAGUGCAUUCUUCUCAGAAAAAUGAGAACACAGCAUUACAAAAUGCCAGGCCUGUGGAAAUUCCCAAUGUGACAGCAAGCACUACGAGCUGCGCAGUCACCUCUGGGCCGCUUACAACGCGCUCAAGCCCCAUAAUGGGGAAUCCUAGCCUUCCCUUAGCUGUUCCUCGUACCUCGAAUACCAGCAUCACAUCUGCCCUGGCCAAUGUCAAUGUCGCUACGGACUCCAUCGACGCUCUAUUUGGCAUCGGCCGAAAAGGCCCCGAUCCGUCCGCAACAGCGGGCAAUACUAUGGGCGCUAAUGCAAAUCAAUCGAUGGGAACUUCUGACAAGAGUGCGACAAGUCCUGUGACCAACAUCCUUGGUUCACAAAGUACAAACAUUGCGUCGACUCUGGCAGGGGAUGAGGCCCCGGGCAGGACAGGAGCGUCGAACCUGACUCCUCCAACAUCAAGUGGCCCACCGGUGUACAAAGCUCGCAGAACGCCAUCCGAGUCUGCUUGGCAACUAGAGGGACGGAGCAACGCAGAGUUGGCGCGCCAGAUCAAGCCCGAGGUACCAAACUGCGUCGGUGCUUUGACGUCAGCUGCGAUUGCUUCCGCUCUCGCACCUCUACACAUUCCCGCAGGUGCUGUCUCGCCAACGCUGUCGGUUUCGUCUGCCUCGAGUUCAAUGUUCGUGACAAAGUACCCUGAGACGAUCGAGUCGGAACGUGGAGAAAAUGGCUCGGCAGUUGGUAGCAUCGGCAGCAACACAAACAACACCAAAAAGAACGAUCCGAAUGAGCGAAACAAAGGAGCUGUAGGUGCCGCUCGGGAUGCCAGUGUGGGCUCCACGGCAAAAAGCAAAGGCAGUGGCUUUAGCAAGGUUCCGGACCAAUUCAUCCUGCCGGACUAUUUGAGAAUAAAACAGGACGGUCCGCUAGGUAGCCCGGGCCACAAAGCAAAUGCUUCGGAGUCUGGAAUCAACCAAGGCAAGAAGCACGCCCGAAGCUCAAGCACCGGUGUCGAUGACGACCCGCCGGGUGGAAUUCCAGAGCGGCCUCGGAAGCGUGUAUCAUUCGGGUCGGUUAGUUACACCAACCCGGAGCAUCAGCCGCUGUCCCCGGCUGAGAGUGCUCAAACAAAGCGGAAAUCAUCUCUGUUCACGUCAACCGCCCAAGCAGCACAAUCUACACCAAAACAGGCGCCAGCGCUGCCCGCUCAGGAUCCUCCUCCUGCACGGCGUGCAAGCGAGCCGUCGCCGUCCAAGACACUUGGUGGCUCUGCCAGUCUACCCUCCAAGGCUUCACCGACUCCGAUCAAAGUAAAUGACAGCAGCGAUAAGCUUGCAAACAGACCCGUGGCCAAGCGUGAGGCUCCAGCCAAUGAGGUGGUUCCGGACAAAGUGCCUAGAACUGCCGUGGUACACUCACCGACCAAGUUUCACAGACUGUUCAUUGGACAAUCUCCGACGAAGUCCCGGGCUGCAGUGGCCAAAGUUUUGGCUGCGCCUGUGAAAUAUCAAGUGGUACCGCCGAAACCCGAGGCCGCACCAGCGAAGCCACCGUGCGGCCCGACGCAUCACCCGCCGUCGCUACCACCCAAGCCACCAGUGGCCCAAAUCAAAACGCAGCCUACCCCAGCUAUGUCACAGAAGCCUCCAAGAAAAGAUGCGCCGGCAAAGCCCGAGGCAAUUCCAACCAAGAAACAGACCUUACCGGUAAAGACUCAAUCAUCGCCGACCAAAAAGGUACUGCAAAGCAAGAAUGCCGUGCCGGCCAAGGCUGGCGAAGCGAUGCCAGCCCCAGCGGUAUCUAAGCCUCAAGUGCAAAAGAACAACGACACCAGGCCUGUUCUAAGUGACCUGAGCCUGCGCGAGACGGCCACGCCUCAGCCUCAGAUUCCGGCCACGUCCGAGUUUAGUGAGGCAGAACGCCGUGCCGAGCAAGCGCAGGCGGUUAUCGAGUUCAUCAAAGCUCAGACCACGGCACAGCUGGGUUGCCUACAGCCUCUCCUCAAGUCAGGUGGCGCGGAAAAUAACAUGCUCCAGUGCAACCUUGAGAUGAUUCGAGCGCAGCUGGAUGCGCUGGGUUAUGCAUCGCGUGCAGCUCUGGAUAGGAUCCAAGCACGGAAGCACCAGCGACGCAAAGAGAACGAGCCUGUUGCGGGAGCCUGA